Microtus ochrogaster (prairie vole) is the source of this 1830-nucleotide messenger RNA. RefSeq names its product serine/threonine kinase 24 (gene Stk24). Gene Ontology annotation, cellular component: Golgi apparatus; cytoplasm. Gene Ontology annotation, molecular function: ATP binding; protein serine/threonine kinase activity. The record is from RefSeq and is a predicted model, not a curated record. Gene Ontology annotation, biological process: negative regulation of cell migration; protein phosphorylation. Lineage: Eukaryota; Metazoa; Chordata; Mammalia; Rodentia; Cricetidae.
CCCACUCGGCUCCAGGCGGCCAGCGUUCGCGGGCCCAGGCCGCCGGCCUCUACCCGAGCACCGCGGCGGAACAGCGGCGGGAGCCUCGGGAGAAGCAGCCGCAGUCGCGCGAGGCUCUCCCUCCACCCCCGCGCGCGCCCCUCGCCGCCCGCCCCGGGCUCCGUGUAUGGGGACGCGGCUCGCCAGCCUCCGUUGAGACCGUCCCCCGAGUACGGUGGCCUCGGGCUCCAGAGCCCGCCCCGCCACCCGAGGGCUGCGCGCGGCCCCGGGCCUGCUCGCUGCGCGGCUCCGCGCGUCCCGGGCCAGGAAGUGGCGGCGCUGAGCGCCAUGGCCCACUCCCCGGUGCAGUCGGGCCUUCCGGGCAUGCAGAACCUCAAAGCGGAUCCAGAGGAGCUUUUUACCAAGCUGGAGAAAAUUGGAAAGGGCUCUUUCGGUGAGGUGUUCAAAGGCAUUGACAAUCGGACUCAGAAAGUGGUUGCCAUAAAGAUCAUUGAUCUGGAAGAAGCUGAAGAUGAGAUAGAGGACAUUCAACAAGAGAUCACAGUGCUGAGUCAGUGCGACAGCCCAUAUGUAACCAAAUACUAUGGAUCCUAUCUGAAGGACACUAAAUUAUGGAUAAUAAUGGAAUAUCUUGGUGGAGGCUCUGCCCUGGAUCUGUUAGAACCUGGCCCUUUAGAUGAAAUUCAGAUUGCUACCAUAUUACGAGAAAUUCUGAAAGGACUUGAUUAUCUACACUCGGAGAAGAAAAUCCACAGAGAUAUUAAAGCGGCCAAUGUUCUGCUCUCUGAACAUGGAGAGGUGAAGUUGGCUGACUUUGGAGUAGCUGGCCAGCUGACCGAUACCCAGAUAAAAAGGAACACCUUCGUGGGCACUCCCUUCUGGAUGGCGCCUGAGGUCAUUAAGCAGUCAGCCUAUGACUCAAAGGCAGACAUCUGGUCCCUCGGCAUCACAGCAAUAGAACUGGCCAAAGGAGAGCCCCCACAUUCCGAGCUUCACCCCAUGAAGGUGUUAUUCCUCAUCCCAAAGAACAACCCUCCCACACUGGAAGGAAACUACAGCAAACCCCUCAAGGAGUUUGUGGAGGCCUGUUUGAAUAAGGAGCCAAGCUUUAGACCCACUGCUAAGGAGCUGUUGAAGCACAAGUUCAUAAUCCGCAAUGCGAAGAAGACGUCCUACUUGACGGAGCUCAUCGACCGGUACAAGAGGUGGAAGGCGGAGCAGAGCCAUGAUGACUCCAGCUCAGAGGACUCGGAUGGGGAAACAGAUGGCCAGGCAUCUGGAGGCAGCGACUCUGGGGACUGGAUCUUCACAAUCCGGGAGAAAGAUCCCAAGAAUCUGGAGAAUGGAACUCUUCAGCCAUCAGACUUGGAAAGAAAUAAGGUGAAGGACAUCCCAAAGAGGCCUUUCUCUCAGUGCUUAUCCACCAUUAUUUCCCCUCUCUUUGCUGAGCUGAAAGAGAAGAGCCAGGCAUGCGGAGGAAACUUGGGGUCGAUAGAAGAGCUGCGGGGAGCCAUCUACUUGGCGGAAGAGGCCUGCCCUGGGAUCUCUGACACCAUGGUGGCUCAGCUCGUGCAGCGGCUGCAGAGAUACUCCUUGAGUGGCGGAGGAACGUCAGCUCACUGAAAUGCCUUUUGCAUCUGGGUUUGCUCUUUCCUUUCUUCUUCAUCUUCCUUUUUAAAAGUCAGUAAGAGCCUUUGCUGACUCUGCGAAGAGGUGUCAUGGAGGCCCACCCUCCUGUAGCCGCCAGCACCUGCCCAGGGACACAGUCCUCACCGUGCCACACCAGGUGGAGUCCUUCCGAUGGGGUGGGGGGCUACUCCUUCAAGCAAU